CGGCGGCCCGGGCUCCGGCUGUCGGGGAAGCUGCUGAGCUGUGAUGGUGAUGACGAGGUGAAAAUGGCGGAUCUUUCGAAAUACAAUCCCGGCCCCUGACAUACCAGAGGCGGCGGCCGCGGCGGCGUCGCCACCCGGGCUCCCUCCUUGGCCCCCGGGAUCCCUGUAGCGCUCCAAUUCGUGCAGACUGGGGAAGGAAGCGGCUGGCCGGAGCUACCGUGCACAGGCAAAACAAGCACCGCCCGGGCUCGGAAUUGCCCGGGACCUUCUGGAGUCCCCACCUCGGAGCCGGAGGGAGGAGACAGCGGCAGCCGCCGGAGUGCCUGAUCAACUUUCUAGCAGGAGAACGAUCAUGGAGGUGGUGCCAGCUGAGGUGAAUAGUUUGCUUCCAGAGGAGAUAAUGGACACUGGUAUAACUUUAGUGGAUGAUGAUAGUAUUGAGGCUGUUAUUGUUUCAUCCCCAAUUCCCAUGGAGACAGAACUGGAAGAAAUUGUCAACAUAAAUUCUACUGGUGACUCUACAGCCACGCCCAUUUCCACGGAACCAAUAACAGUGUACAGUAACCACACUAACCAAGUUGCAGUGAAUACCACAAUUACUAAAGCAGAUUGUAAUACCACGGUGAAACCAGCUUUUCCAAGUGGCCUUCAAAAACUUGGUGCUCAGACUCCUGUGACUAUAUCAGCCAAUCAGAUUAUUUUAAACAAAGUAUCACAGACAUCUGAUCUUAAACUUGGCAAUCAGACCCUUAAACCAGAUGGACAGAAGUUAAUUUUAACAACUUUGGGCAAGUCUGGUUCACCAAUUGUUUUAGCACUACCCCAUAGCCAACCCCAGGCUCAGAAAGUUACAACUCAGGCCCAGUCAGGAGAUGCUAAGUUACCACCGCAGCAAAUUAAAGUAGUUACCAUUGGAGGGAGGCCAGAGGUGAAACCUGUCAUUGGUGUCUCAGCAUUGACCCCAGGAAGUCAACUGAUUAAUACUACAACUCAGCCCUCUGUGUUACAGACCCAACAGUUAAAAACAGUACAGAUUGCGAAGAAACCUCGAACUCCAACCUCUGGUCCAGUAAUCACGAAGCUGAUCUUUGCAAAACCAAUUAAUAGUAAAGCAGUUACAGGACAGACAACUCAAGUAUCACCACCAGUCAUUGCAGGUAGGGUUCUUUCACAGUCUACUCCCGGGACUCCAUCAAAGACCAUAACAAUAUCUGAAAGUGGUGUUAUUGGAUCAACUUUAAAUUCUACAACACAGACACCAAAUAAAAUAGCCAUCUCACCUUUGAAAUCGCCAAAUAAGGCAGUGAAAUCAGCUGUGCAGACCAUCACUGUUGGAGGAGUGAGCACAUCACAAUUUAAGACAAUUAUUCCUCUGGCAACUGCUCCCAAUGUCCAGCAGAUUCAAGUGCCUGGAAGCAAGUUUCAUUAUGUCCGACUUGUUACUGCCACAACAGCCAGUAGCUCAACCCAGCCAGUUAGUCAGAAUCCCAGUACAAACACUCAGCCUCUUCAGCAAGCAAAGCCAGUGGUCGUUAAUACCACCCCAGUGCGGAUGUCAGUGCCACUUGUCUCAGCGCAGACUGUCAAACAAGUUGUUCCAAAACCAAUCAAUCCAACUUCCCAAAUAGUCACCACCAGCCAGCCACAGCAGCGGCUUAUCAUGCCUGCCACCCCACUGCCACAAAUCCAGCCAAACCUCACGAACCUGCCACCAGGCACUGUGCUGGCACCGGCUCCAGGAACAGGGAAUGUAGGCUAUGCGGUGCUUCCUGCUCAGUAUGUGACUCAGCUACAGCAGUCUUCCUAUGUGUCUAUAGCAAGCAACUCUAACUUUACCGGAACACCUGGUAUCCAGACCCAAGCAAGGCUUCCGUUCAAUGGCAUAAUGCCAUCAGAAUCUGCCAGUCGGCCCAGAAAGCCUUGUAAUUGUACAAAAUCGCUGUGUUUGAAAUUAUACUGUGAUUGCUUUGCAAAUGGUGAAUUUUGCAACAACUGCAAUUGUACUAAUUGUUAUAAUAACUUGGAACAUGAAAAUGAAAGGCAAAAAGCAAUAAAGGCAUGCCUUGACAGAAAUCCAGAAGCUUUUAAGCCCAAGAUAGGGAAAGGAAAGGAGGGAGAAUCAGAUCGACGUCACAGCAAAGGAUGUAAUUGCAAACGAUCAGGAUGUCUUAAAAACUACUGUGAAUGCUAUGAGGCAAAAAUAAUGUGUUCCUCAAUAUGCAAAUGUAUUGGCUGUAAGAAUUUUGAAGAAAGCCCAGAAAGAAAGACAUUGAUGCACUUGGCAGAUGCAGCCGAAGUAAGGGUACAGCAACAAACAGCAGCAAAGACUAAGUUAUCCUCUCAGAUUUCGGACUUGCUUACUAGGCCAACACCAGCUUUGAAUAGCGGAGGAGGAAAAUUGCCAUUUACGUUUGUCACUAAGGAAGUAGCUGAAGCCACGUGUAAUUGCCUUCUUGCCCAGGCAGAGCAGGCAGACAAGAAGGGGAAAUCAAAGGCAGCAGCUGAACGGAUGAUACUUGAGGAAUUCGGGCGAUGUUUGAUGAGCGUCAUCAACUCUGCAGGAAAAGCAAAAAGUGACCCUUGUGCCAUGAAUUGCUAACUCUUGCACAAAAGACUGAUAAAUCGAACUGUACAGAAAAUUGAAGGUGCAGGGACACUUGAUUUUCUGGAAGAUAGUUUAACAAUUAUUGUAUUGUUAAUUCAGUCUUGUGAGACCUGAAAUUAUAAUAUUGAAUGAGGAGAAAUUUUAAACGAGGAAAUUACAUUUUAAAUCUUAGUUAAAUCUGCUUAUGCCCCUUCUAAAUUGAAUUUUUCUUUAUUGUAUUAUAUGGAUUUUUAAUUUGCUUGGGUUUCUUAAGAACUAGAUGUUCUGUCCUUCUGAUUCUAUUGACAAAGAACAUUUAUAAAUUACUAUUAUAUAAUUUAUAAUGUA
Molecule: messenger RNA, 2932 nt
Organism: Delphinapterus leucas (beluga whale)
Lineage: Eukaryota; Metazoa; Chordata; Mammalia; Artiodactyla; Monodontidae
Gene: LIN54
Product: lin-54 DREAM MuvB core complex component
Biological process (GO): regulation of DNA-templated transcription
Cellular component (GO): nucleus
Source: RefSeq, a predicted model, not a curated record